GGAGAGGCAGGAGAGCCGGGAGAGACGGGAGAGAUCGGAGGGGCGAGUGGUUCGCUCGGUGGGAGAAACAGGAGACCCGGGCAGUGCAAGCCGGGCAGCCUGCCCGACGAUAUCGUCGCUCUCGAUAUCGCGGUGAUUCUACUUUUUUUUUUCCUUUCCCCCAUCCUCCGUCAAGAGUCGGACUUGUUACGCCGCGAGUUUUCCUUUUCGCGUUCUAAUAACGCGGGCAUGCGCAUCGUCUCUUUUUCCAGCCACCGAGAAACGCGUAUAUACAAGGCACAUCUUGUACCUUGGAAUUGAUACACACGUAUAUAGAGACACGUAUAUACAUAUAUAUAUCUAUGUAUGUAUAUAUAUAUAUAUGUAUAUAUAUAUAUGUACGUUAUACAGUGUACAUACGCGUAGCAGGUACGAAAGUACGGAGUAGGACGAACGUGUGUUUCCGCGCGCACCGAUAAGAAGACAGUCGAGAGACAGAGAGCAAAAGACACGCACGUUAGAUCGCUACUUACUCGGCCACGUACGUUCGUGGAAUAUAUACGGGAGCACGUGUAUCCAUCCGGAGGGGCAGCUGAAAGAACGCACGCACUUCCCCGCUCGGAAGUUUCCGCAGCUUUCAAGUAACAGAUAAUUUGUCGAGGGAAAUAGUGCGAUGAUACGCUCCGGCGUGAAGCAAAUCCAAGUUGACGGGAAUGCGUUUCUGGGAAAAGGGUGAGCCGAGCGGCUCCACGUUCUACCCAUUUUCGUUGGACCGGCCUUGUUUUCGGUGUAUCGGCAAUUUAUCGUGAAACACAGAGGCGAGGAGAACACGGCAGGGAGCAACACGAUCGGGCAACAACUUUAUGCCGGUAACCGGAGCCGGAAACCAGAAGGAAGGCGCAACAGGGAGCUAAGAACACUUCCGUUUCUUCCAACCGAAGUCAGGCUAUCCAACUUUUAUCAGGAUGUUGCCUGCCAACGUGGUAUCCUUCGUCAAAAAGAUGGUGACGACGCAGCCAGAUUCGGGAACAACCGGAUCGGUUACGCCGGACGAAGGCGGCACCACGUUCAGCAAAUGGAGGCAAUUGGGAAGCGGCGUGAUACGGGACGUGACGAAAUUCGGUCCCGCUAAAGUGACGCCAGUCGAGGAGACUCAACCUAAAGAAGAAACGACCACGGAAUCAACGAAAACGAAGUCGAAAACCGGGGACGAUUGCAGAGUGUGCCGGAAGUCGUUCGCCCCCGAAGAAGCCUCGAGGAUCUGCUGCGAGUGUCAACACAAAGUUUGCGAGGACUGUGCUUGCUACUCGACGACAACGAAUUCCGACGAUCCGUCGUCUUGGAGGUGCAGCGUGUGCCGGCGGAAGCUCGCGUCCCGGGACCAACCGAUCGUUACGCAGGAAUCGACCGAUUCGUUGCUCGAGGUUCCGGUCCUCGAGGCUCUUCAAAGGAGGCACAGCGACGCGAGACUCGGCUGCCAGAGCGGAAGCCAGAUCGGCGGCCUCGGCUCCGGAUUGGCGCCCCCGAGAAGCCCCGAACUCAGAAGGCACUCGGACGUGUCGCCGGCCAGUUUGAAGGAGCUCGAAAAGUUUCGAAAGGUUGCAGGGGAACGCCGCGAGGAGCUGAGAUGGGAGCUGGAUCGGAGCAUCAGGUCCAGGGCGACCUCGCCGGAUCGUCACCAGGUCGAUAAGGGAAGGGCCACCAGCCCCCAGAGAGUUUCCGUCGUCCCGUCCUCCGUCGCUGGAGAGCCAUCGGACGUGCCGUUGGACGGGGACGAGGAGGACGAGCGUCGAAGGCACGUGAGGCGGAGUGGCACGGUUCGCAAGUCUCGUAUGACCAGGCAAAGGUCGUACGACGACGAAAUGAAGAACGUUGCGGCCAUGUCCGGAGGUGGAGCGCAGCACGCGCAUCCGGAGCCGGGCCUGGGGCUUCCGGUGCAGCUGCCUAGGCGGGCAUCGGCCUACGACGUGUACGCGACGCCGGGAGCGGGCGGCCUCAACGCCAUGGCCAUCGCGGCUGCCCAGCAAAGAGCAUCGAUCUCCGCGCAGGGAGGCAGGAAACCUCCGGAAGAAAGGCCGGCCACUCGCAGAUUGUCGUUCCGAGUGGUGAAGCCGUACGAAGUCGGAGCCGAAGAUGAAAGCAUGAUGAAUUUGGAGGCAUCCUCUGUGCCGGUCGUCUCGCCAAAGGUCGUUCCUCCGCCUGUUUUGGGCCCUGACGAGGAACGCCGCACCAGACGAAGGGGCUCCCAACUGCCGGAUAUAAACGCCAUAAAGGGAUUGGCAUCUUCGGCCUCCUCGGCCGCGACAAAAGUCGCCCCUCCGUCGGCUGUGAACAGGGUCGCGGCCGAGGAUCGUGAAUUGGCACGGCAAGGAAGCCUCGUCGACGGGGAAAGUAUCAAGAUCGUUAUCCAUCACGCGGACAAUGACAUGACGCCCUGGGUGAACGCGAAGAGGAGAAUAAAACUGAGAAGAGAUCCGAGUUUGGACAAAGGGCAUAGAACCGCUGGUUUCGGUCUAAGGGUGGUUGGUGGUAAAACAGGGACCGAUGGACGUACAUUUGCAUACGUGAUGUGGACCCUGCCGGAUGGACCAGCGGCAAAAGUUGGUAUACAACGAGGCGACAAGGUGUUAGAGUGGAAUGGAGUGUCUCUGGUGGAUCGAAGCUUCGAGGAAGUGGUUCAAAUAACAGAGCGGAACGACGAUGUGGUCGAUCUGGUGGUCGAGCAUGUUGCCGACACCGGGGACCUGCCGGAGGAUUUAGCCGCGGUACCAUCUGGAAAAGUGCCGGGGAAUCUGGGACUGCUGAUGGAAGGGGAAACGGAUAAAACGCCUUCAUCACCGACGCGCAGGAAACUGCCAAAGACGCCGGAGCAGAUAGCGAAAGAGAAGCAGGUGACGGGCAGGAUACAGAUACAAGUCUCGUACGAGGCGGAUCGCAAGGAGCUGAUCGUCUCCGUUUUCAUGGCGGACGACUUGUGCGCAAGGGAGGACACCGGAUACGGCACGUUGCCGGAGGCGUAUGCCAAAUUGGCCCUGGUUCCGAUCGGCGCCGAUCAAAUUACUUUGAAAACCGUGGUCGCGGAGCCAAGUCAAAAGCCAAUUUGGAAUGCAACAUUGCUUUUCUCCGGGGUUGACGGGGAGAGCUUAAUGAAGCGAGCGAUCGAGGUGACCCUGUGGGAUUUCUGCCCCGACGGCGAUAACGUUUUUCUCGGCGAAUGCACCGUCGAUUUGGAACGGGCCCUCGAAAAUGACAGAGCAGUUUGGUAUCGACUGGAAGACCCCCGUGGGCUUCGCGCGAGCAAAUCGCCCUACUGUUCCCCCCGCGGCUCCCUUUCCAUGGAAAUUGCCCAAAGGUUACUGCGAAAGACUGAGCUGCGCGAAAGAAGUUACAGCGACGACACGCAAAGCGACAGCGGAAGUCCGGAGCUCUGCUUCCUCCACCCGGACCACGCUUGGCAUGCAAAUUCCAGAAGAGGCUCCAGCCAAUCCGAGCAGCUUGAAGUCGAACCGUACGAACUUAACAGGGAUUACAGUAGAUCCUUGCCGGGCAGCCGAAGGAGCAGUUUCCAGAGCCAAGGUGGCACCGACAGUAAACGCGGAAGUAUGGGGGAGACCGAGAUGCCGACGAUACACUUCAACCGAGAUCGGCGACGGAGCUCGUUCACCAGGCCAAUGAGGGACCCGGAGGAAAUUCUGGAGGGUCUACGAUCGUUGAAAGCGGCCAAGAGGGAGCUUGGCAGGACGAUGAGUCUCUCGGGAGACAAAAGACGCGAGAGCCGGCGGGGUGAGCGCAAAGACAGCGUCAUGAAUAUUCCGGAGAGGUUUUACGAUCGCAACAGUGAAUCGGACGAGGAAGAAAAGUGGAGUCAGCCAACGAGAAAUGAAAAUGGCGUUAACGCGAAGCUGGGCCGCGGACAGGUGCCACCAAAGGGAUUCAAGAUAACAGCUGGAGGUCAAAGUGGCGAGGUGAAACUGGGUCUCUGCCUGAGCAAAGGAACGCUUGAAGUCGAAGUUAUAUGCGCUCGAGACAUUUGUCCCGGUGAAAAAGAAGAGCCAGACACGUACGUGAAAACGUAUCUCCGAGACGGCGACAGAUGGCUGCAAAAGCGGAAAACACGGGUGGUGCGACACUCGAGGAACCCGCAAUACCGUCAGACCAUCAAGUACAGCAGCUGCGACGCCCUUGGAAGGAAUCUACUGGUGAUGCUGUGGGAGAAGAAGCAGGCGUUCGAAAGCAACCAAGGGUUAGGCGGGGCCGAGGUGAGCCUCGACCUUCUUCCACUGGCACAGCUGACCGUCGAUUGGUAUCCCUUGUUCCCGAUUCACACCCUCGGCACCCAUACCGCGGACUCCCCAUGAUGGCUGAGGGAAAAAUGGGCCCUCGAGGCGGGGGAACUCGAUCUAAGGCUGAGCCUCCUUCUCAAAGACGAGAACGAGUCUGUCGUGAAAAUUAUCUCCUGAUCGAGUCAAUCCACUCCUACUUUCGACCUUUCGACCAAUUCCCUUCCGUUUCCUCCAUUCCUCCUUUCGUUCUUCUUCAAAAACGAAAUAUAUCUCUUUUUCCACCGAUUAUUUUAUUUUAGAAUCUUCAUCAAAAUCCAGAGCAAUCGAAGAUACAUACAUCGGAUAUAAUUUCGAAUCCAAUUCGGAUUCCGCGUAACAAUAUUUUCUGUUUAUUUGAUCUCACGAGACAAUCAAAUACCCCGAUGGAUGAUUCAUCAUUCACGGGAGAUUCCCAAUAGAGUCGAAACUUUUUUCCCCACUUGUUUCCACUUUUAAUCGCAACUUUUUUAGCGCGGUUGAUUUUUAAACGAGUCCUUCGUAUAUGGAAAAGAAAAAAAAAAAAAAAAGAAAAAAAAAUCGAAGAGCAAAUCGAUAUCCAAUAUCGAACUCUCCACAGACCAGCAAUUUUUCACCUUUCCUGAAUUCGUUCCCGAAUAUCCUCCAAGCAAUAAGGACGUACCUGUGUGCAGAUCUAUCUCCACGAAGAAGAAUCUAUCGAAGCGAGCAAGAAAUUACGAAAGAGAGAGAGAGAGAGAGAGAGAGAAAGAGAGAGACAGAGAAAAGAGAGAAAAAGAGAUUCUAUUUUUUUCAUGAAUUAUUAAAAGCACGGAGGCAAAAGAGGGAGGGAGAGGAACGAAGAUGCCACGUCUUGAACAGACGACGAGGGUCCAUUUUUCUCAUUAAUUAAGGAACGACAGUGUCGAACGAGAGACGAUCGACAUCUGUCACGGAAAAUGCGCGUGCUCUGCUGGUUGAUCCAGAUUUGCGAUUCGAUCGGGUCUCGUGGAUAACGUACGAACCGAUUUGCAUACGAUGAAAUAAAA
Messenger RNA from Apis dorsata (giant honeybee), 5305 nucleotides. It is a transcript of the gene Fife, whose product is annotated as regulating synaptic membrane exocytosis protein 1. Gene Ontology annotation, biological process: regulation of synaptic plasticity; positive regulation of synaptic transmission; calcium ion-regulated exocytosis of neurotransmitter. Lineage: Eukaryota; Metazoa; Arthropoda; Insecta; Hymenoptera; Apidae. The record is from RefSeq and is a predicted model, not a curated record. The transcript is spliced from 23 exons. Gene Ontology annotation, molecular function: small GTPase binding; transmembrane transporter binding. Gene Ontology annotation, cellular component: presynaptic membrane; cytoskeleton of presynaptic active zone. The coding region runs from base 945 to 4337 and encodes 1130 amino acids.